UAGGAGCGGGCCGGGAGCUAAAAAUAGGAUCGGGCACAGGCUCUUGGUGCAGGUGAGGGCACGCCAGGAAGUCACCGGCUACAGCCAGAGGAAGGAGCCCGGGGACAGAGUCCAGCUCAGGUCCUGAACCAGCUGGUGGAGAGGGCAAGGGUCAAGGCCCAGGCUGCUGGGAUCCAGGGCCAGGAGAGCUGGUGUCCGGAGGAUUCCCCGCCUGUCCGCCAUGGCUUUCCUGGUGGCUGGGACCCUGCAGGCGGCUGCACAGGUGGCAGAUGCUCGAGACAGCCUGGGGAGAAAGGGGAAGUACAGCGUGCAGGGUCUGAGGGUGGCCCUGACACUCGGCAGCCCGGGGGUGCCUGCCGCAACGGUCGCUGCCCUGGAGGGCGUGUUCCAGGCCCUGGGCUUUGAGAGCUGGGAGAGGAGGGAGGCCUUGGUCCAGGACUUCCUCCGGGAGCUAGCUUUGUUCAGGAAGCAGCUGGAUGCCCUCCAGAGCCCCGUGGGCUGUGCCCUUGUGGCCCUGGUGGCCCCCCGCGGGCAGCUGAGGCAGCCCCGGCAGCUGGUUCAGGAGCUGAGCUGUUGUGAGGCCCUCCAGGGCUGCCCCAAAGUCGUCCUGCUGCUUUCAAGCGGCGCUGGGGCUGCCCUGGAGCCCGGAGCCUUCCUCGCCGGCCUCAGGGAGCUCUGUGGCCGCCGUCCUCACUGGUCGCUGCUGCAGCUGCUGACAGAGCUGUUCUGCAGGGUGGCUGAGGACUCCGCGGGGGACAUACGCUGCCCCGUCUUUCAGAGCUCUUUGCGGGGGGCACUGUGCCUGACAAGCGAGGAGCCCUGGAGGCCUGAGGCAGAACCCGGCCCCGGGGCUCAGUAUGACAUGUCGGGGGCCAGAGCUGCCCUCCUGCUGGCUGUGAUCCGAGACCGGCCUGGGGCCGAGCGUGACGUGGAGGCACUGGGGGGCCUGUGCCAGGCCCUGGGCUUCGAGACCACCCUGAGGACGGACCCUACAGCCCAGGCUUUCUGGGAAGAGCUGGCCCAGUUCCAGGAGCAGCUGGACACCUACAGGGGACCUGUGAGCUGUGCCCUGGUGGCCCUGAUGGCCCACGGGGGACCACAGGGGCAGCUGCUGGGGGCCGACGGGCAGGAGGUGCAGCCAGAGGCGCUGGUGCAGGAGCUGAGCCGCUGUGGGGCACUGAGUGGCUGUCCCAAGGUCUUCCUGCUUCAGGCUUGCCGUGGGGGGAACAGGGAUGCCGGCAAGGGCCCCAAGGCUCUGCCCUGGUACCGGCGCUGGUUGUGGGUACCACAACCUGCUCUCCCCUCCCACGCGGAUGUGCUGCAGGUCCACGCCGAUGCCCAAGGCAGCUCCUGCAGUGGCCCUGCUCCAGGGAGCUCCGGCCAGGCAGACGUGCUGACCGUCUACGCAGCAGCCGAGGGCUGUGUGGCCUAUCGGGAUGAGAUGGGCUCAGACUUCAUCCAGACGCUGGUGGACGUGCUCAGAGCGGACCCCGGGCGGGACCUCCUGGAGCUGCUCACUGAGGUGAACAGGCGCGUGUGUGAGCUGGACGUGCUGGGGCCGGACUGCGACGAGCCGCGCAAGGCCUGCCUGGAGAUCCGGAGCUCGCUGCGGCGGCGGCUCCGCCUGCGGGUCUGACGGCGGGGGCUCGCCCGGGCCAUCCCCGUUCCCCUCCUGUCAACCCGGCGUGACCGCGUGGGCCUGGCGCUCUGCUGGCCAGCAAUAAACAAACUCCUGCGGACGUC
Messenger RNA from Oryctolagus cuniculus (rabbit), 1743 nucleotides. RefSeq names its product putative caspase-16. Lineage: Eukaryota; Metazoa; Chordata; Mammalia; Lagomorpha; Leporidae. Gene Ontology annotation, molecular function: cysteine-type endopeptidase activity. Gene Ontology annotation, biological process: proteolysis. The record is from RefSeq and is a predicted model, not a curated record.